Lactuca virosa is the source of this 1638-nucleotide messenger RNA. NCBI's taxonomy places the organism in Eukaryota, Viridiplantae, Streptophyta, Magnoliopsida, Asterales, Asteraceae. The record is from the annotation of a GenBank genome assembly.
UGAAAACCCAAGUUUAAUUUCACAUUCUUCAUAUUCAUCUCCCUCAAGUUAUCACUUCAAUAUUUCAAAAUGAAGAACACGACUUCUGUUCUUGCUAUUGUUGUUGCAAUGAUGCUUCUUUUGGGUGAUGUUUAUGCUCAAGUUUGUACUCCCAAUCAAGAGAUAAAGGAUUGCUAUCCAGCUUUAAUUUCAAAGGGAUCACCCUCUUCACUUUGUUGCCAAGAAUUAGUUCACCAUAGAAAUUGUUUAUGCCAAUACAUAGACAUUAAUCACCCAACAUUGCCACCAAAUCACCAAUUUCUUCGCAAAAUCACUGAAAAGUGUGGUAUUCCUUUCCCUGAAAUUUGUCCUGCAAUAAUCUCACACAUCAAACCGCACUAUAUAACCGUCCUUCCUUCAUUUUGCCGCUUCAAAUUUCUUUCGUCUCAUUCAUAUUCAACCGUCAUCGCCACAUCUCCUCCUUCUUCUCCGCCGCCGUCGAACUCCGAGGAAUUCUCUAUUGUGAGCACAAUGACCGAUCAGAAUCAACAUACAGCCGUUAUUAGUAAAGUAGCGAGCCGAUUACACCUCUCCCAAGAUGUUCGAACUCAUUAUGGUGCUUUUCAAAACCCUGCUGCAACUCAGAGACAAAUCACAUAUGGAAAUUGCUCAACUCCAGGGUUGCAGUCAUUGAUAUCUGCAAAUCCUUCUCCAGUUUUUGUUCAAGCUCCAUCUGAAAAAGGUAUGGCUGGAUUCGCGAUCGAUUUCCUCAUGGGUGGAGUUUCAGCAGCCGUUUCCAAAUCCGCAGCUGCUCCAAUAGAGCGUGUGAAGCUUUUGGUCCAAAACCAAGAUGAAAUGAUCAAAUCCGGUCGUCUCUCCGAACCCUACAAAGGCAUCGGAGAUUGUUUCUCAAGAACAAUCAAGGACGAAGGAGUCAUGUCGUUAUGGAGAGGAAACACCGUUAAUGUCAUCCGUUACUUCCCAACUCAAGCUCUUAACUUUGCAUUCAAGGACCAUUUCAAGAGGAUGUUCAACUUCAAGAAAGAUCGUGACGGAUACUGGAAAUGGUUCGCCGGAAACCUCGCCUCCGGUGGCGCCGCCGGUGCGUCGUCUCAGAUCUUCGUUUACUCUUUGGAUUAUGCCAGAACUCGUUUAGCAAAUGAUGCUAAAGCUGCGAAGAAAGGAGGAGAGAGACAAUUCAAUGGGUUAAUUGAUGUGUACAGGAAAACCAUUGCAACCGAUGGAAUUGCAGGGUUAUAUCGUGGAUUCAACAUUUCAAUUGUUGGAAUCAUCGUGUAUCGUGGUUUGUAUUUUGGAAUGUACGACUCAUUGAAGCCCGUUCUUCUCACCGGAUCUUUGCAGGAUAGUUUUUUUGCAAGCUUUGGGCUUGGUUGGGUGAUCACAAUCGGUGCUGGUCUUGCAUCCUACCCAAUUGACACUGUUCGAAGAAGAAUGAUGAUGACAUCAGGUGAAGCAGUUAAAUACAAGAGCUCUUUGGAUGCAUUUUCUCAAAUUAUAAAGAAAGAGGGUUCAAAAUCAUUGUUCAAGGGCGCAGGUGCAAAUAUCCUGCGAGCUGUUGCUGGUGCUGGUGUUCUUGCCGGUUACGAUAAGCUUCAGGUUAUUGUUUUCGGUAAGAAGUAUGGUUCAGGAGGGGCCUAA